ACCAGAGAUGCAAUUUAAGACAGAGACAUAUACAAGGAGAUUGGAAACGACCUGAGAAUUUCCUUUGUUCUUCCAUUCCGGCAAUUCGUUGAGUGUGCAUGCUUUUGAUAUGCAAAUCCAGUCAACCAAACACUGUUGCAUCCAAGCGAAUGCUUACAUGCGCAUGCUCAGUUUAUAAUCACUGAGCCAUGUCAAUGAAAAGAACUACCGAAUAGGCUUGCCUGACAUCGUAGCCGAACUUGUUUGCAGCCGAAACGGCCUGCCCGUAGGCCUAUAAUGGCUAGGCCACAAUAUAUGAAUUUGGCUGCAUAUUUACCAAAGACCUUAAAUGGCAUGUUGCUUGUGGUGACGUUAUAUGGCUCUCUCUGUGUUGUUGUACUUCUAUCUGUAACAAUUUACUCAUCUCAAGUUGCCGUCCCAUGUAACGACGGUCGAUGUCUUCAUAGUCAACAUUUGUUUGUGAAGCAACUGACUGUCGAUUCACUGAAUCAACUUGAUUAUGUUAAUGCAAGUCAGGCCACUGAUGCCAUGGUAACUAAUGAGGAGCAGAGUGGAUACGUUGCUUUGCCAGGCUUAGAGCCACUGUCUCUUCAUUGUUCUGAAUGUUCAUUUGUAACCAGCUCAGGACGGUUAAAAGGAGAAGGGGCAGGUAAGGAGAUAGAUGAAGCAUCAUGCGUAAUACGUAUGAAUGCAGCCCCGAUAGACGGCUACGAGGACGAUGUUGGUAGAAAAACUACUUUCCGAAUCAUAGGGCACCGUAAUUUUCCUCGGAUGUUGAACUCUGAGGCUAGGAGAAAAUACCACUUAAUCAACAGUACAACCAAAGCUGAUAAUAUAGUUGUUGUGUGGCUGUAUGCUGUGGACUUUAAUCCUAAAAGGAACCCAGCAAGAAGAUGGGCAGCAGCCAUGGCUAAGAAAUACCGUGAUACAAAUUUUUACAUGGCAAACUACAAAACUAUGCUACAGAAUGAAGAAAUCUUCCAAGCAGAACUUGGUAUUUCCAGAAAAGAAACCAACACAUGGUUAACCACUGGUUGGAAUAGUAUGCUAUUUGCACUUGAUGUCUGUAAGAAAGUAACGGUUUAUGGAAUGAUAUAUGAGGAUUUCUGCAAAGAGCACCCAAAUGAUAACAAGUACUACCACUAUUUUGAUAAGGUUCAACGGGAAUGUAAGUAUUACUCAGUUAGUGAAAACAAACUACGUACAGGACAUAAAUUUGUAACCGAGAAGGCAGUUUUUGCACGAUGGUCUGAAACUCACAAUAUAACUUUUAAAUAUCCAUCGUGGGAAAAUGUAACAACCAAAGGCAAAAGUUUAGACACACCAUUUUUGAAAAAAUGGCAUGCUUAUAAACAAUGUUUGCAUGACAACAUGAAUGAAACUGUUGGUACAUACAGUUGUGAUGAAAAGAAAAGUGAAGUAAAGAGUACAAACAAUCGGACGUCAAAUUCAACAACAGAUUAUGUAGAAACUGUGAUCAAGAAAGAUGAUGGUACCAUAGUGAGACAAAGAGUUUAUCAAAUUGCUCCAAAUAAGAAAAAGAUAGUGAAGAUAAUUAGUAAGAAACGACAAUAACAAGGGUGCUAUUUUGUUGAAAUUCUUUGUGCAUUAACAAGAAACGAGUUUUGUUCAUUAUUACGAUAAUGGAUUUUCAAGCAUAAAAAAAUACAUGCAGUUCAAGUAAUUUAAAGUGAGUCAGCUAAAGUCUAGCGAAGGCAGCAAAAGUCUGUAGAACAAAGAGCUAACAAAUAUAAAGUAUUUAUGAAACAGGAAACAGGUUUAAAAAAGUUGACUGAAAAUUAAAAAUAAACAUUUCAUGAUAUUAACUAUUUAUGAAAACUUAUCAAUAUAUUACAAACAAAAGUCAAUCAUUUAACCAAUUAAUAAAUCUAAUUCUAUCUAUCAAUCUAUUAAAGCAUGAUUGAUGAUGAUGGUUUAUUAUAAAGAAAAUGUUACCUGCUACCUCAUAUACCAACAAAGAUGUUAACAAAUGAGGCAUGUUGUGGCAAAAUGGUUAAGUUGUCGCACAGUCCAGUAUUGAGUACAUGAGCUAUAAAAUAUGGGAGCUCAAAAAAUUGCCUAAAAAUCCAAAUUUGUUUUUCACUAUAGAUCA
Molecule: messenger RNA, 2113 nt
Organism: Anneissia japonica
Lineage: Eukaryota; Metazoa; Echinodermata; Crinoidea; Comatulida; Comatulidae
Product: alpha-N-acetyl-neuraminyl-2,3-beta-galactosyl-1,3-N-acetyl-galactosaminide alpha-2,6-sialyltransferase-like
Exons: 6
Coding region: 277-1575 (432 amino acids)
Molecular function (GO): sialyltransferase activity
Source: RefSeq, a predicted model, not a curated record